GCACUGACUGCAUUCAGAGAGGGAACCUGCAAACAAAACUUCACAGAAAACUUUUUGUUCUUGUUCCAGAGAAUUUGCUGAAGAGGAGAAGGAAAAAAACAAACAAACAAACAAACAAACCUGUGCGAGAGGGGGGAGGAAAAGCAGGGCCUUUUAAAAAGGCAAUCACAACAACUUUUGCUGCCAGGAUGCCCUUGCUUUGGCUGAGAGGAUUUUUGUUGGCGAGUUGCUGGAUUAUAGUGAGGAGUUCCCCCACCCCAGGAUCCGAGGGGCAGAGUGCAGCCUCCGACUGCCCGUCCUGUGCACUGGCCACCCUCCCAAAGGAUGUACCCAACUCUCAGCCGGAGAUGGUGGAGGCCGUCAAGAAGCACAUUUUAAACAUGCUGCACUUGAAGAAGAGACCCGAUGUCACCCAGCCUGUGCCCAAGGCGGCGCUUCUGAACGCUAUCCGAAAGCUCCAUGUGGGCAAAGUGGGGGAGAACGGGUAUGUGGAGAUAGAGGAUGACAUCGGAAGGAGGGCAGAAAUGAAUGAACUUAUGGAGCAGACCUCGGAGAUCAUCACGUUCGCGGAAUCAGGCACAGCCAGGAAGACGCUGCACUUUGAGAUUUCCAAAGAAGGCAGUGACCUGUCGGUGGUGGAGCGUGCGGAAGUCUGGCUCUUCCUAAAAGUCCCCAAGGCCAACAGGACCAGGUCCAAAGUCACCAUCUGUCUCUUUCAGCAGCAGAAGCACCCACAGGGCAGCUUGGACACAAGGGAAGAGGCCGAGGAAGCGGGCUUAAUGGAGGAGAGGAGCGAACUGUUGAUAUCGGAAAAGGUGGUGGACGCUCGGAAGAGCACCUGGCACAUCUUCCCUGUCUCCAGCAGCAUCCAGCGGUUGCUAGACCAGGGCAAGAGCUCCCUGGAUAUUAGGAUUGCCUGUGAUCAGUGCCACGAGACUGGCGCCAGCCUGGUGCUCCUGGGCAAGAAGAAGAAGAAGGAAGAGGAGGGGGAAGGGAAGAAGAAGGAUGGAGGGGAAGGAGGGUCAGGAGUUGACGAGGACAAGGAGCAGUCCCACAGACCUUUCCUCAUGCUGCAGGCCCGGCAGUCUGAAGACCACCCUCAUCGCCGCCGCCGGCGGGGCUUGGAGUGUGACGGCAAGGUCAACAUCUGCUGUAAGAAACAGUUCUUUGUGAGUUUCAAGGACAUUGGCUGGAAUGACUGGAUCAUCGCUCCUUCUGGCUAUCACGCCAACUACUGCGAGGGUGAGUGCCCAAGCCAUAUAGCAGGCACUUCGGGAUCAUCGCUCUCCUUUCACUCGACGGUCAUCAACCAGUACCGCCUGCGGGGUCAUAAUCCCUUCGCCAACCUCAAAUCGUGCUGUGUGCCCACCAAGCUGAGACCCAUGUCUAUGUUGUACUAUGAUGAUGGGCAAAACAUCAUCAAAAAGGACAUUCAGAACAUGAUAGUGGAGGAGUGUGGGUGCUCAUAGAGUGCCCAGCCCGGGGGGGACGGGAACAAGAGUUGUCCGGAGAAGACAAUGGCAAAAUGAAGAAAUUUUUAAGAUUUCUGAGUUAAGCAAUCAGAAAAAAUAUAAAUUAAAAAAAUAAAUAAACUAGAAACAAAACCUGAAACAGAUGAAGGAAGAUGUGGAAAAAUUCCUUAGCCGGGGCUCAGAGAUGAAGCCGUAAAGGAGAUAGGAACUGGGAGGGAAAGGGGGAACGGUGUGCCCUUCAUUUCUUCCGGCAUCAAAGUGAUGACAUCGGUUGCUUAAAUGGGAGUAUUGUCCUCUCCUUUUCAGUUCCCUUUCAGUGUGAGCCUCGAAGUCAACUUGUCUAGUCUGCAGUAAUGUGGACUAGCACAACCCAAAUAGCGUCUAGAAAGCCAUGAGUUUGAAAGGGCCGGUUACAGGCUCUUUCCCAGCCAGCUACCCAGGUCGUAAGGGAUGUCUGUGUGACCCUCUCUCUGUGUAUAUCAACCCGUGGACACGCACACAGACACACACACAGACACACUGCACACACAGACACACACACAGGUACACCACACAGGCAUUUCCACACAGCACAUACAUACGCAUACUGGUAAAAGAACACUAGUGUGCAGGUGGUCACACUUUCUUUUUCUGUAGCACUCUCGCAACAAAACAAAACAAAACAAAAACCAACAUAGAAAAAUUGAGAACAAGAAUGGGAAGAGUGAAAGAUCAAGGAAAAAAGAAUACCAAGUUACAUUUCGUUAAGGUGCUUAUGAUCUUAGAACUAUGCAACCUAAUAGGUUUGAAACUGUUUACCUGAGAGAGAACAAAAAGAGAGACUUUUUUGUAUUGGAAGUAACCUGAUUAAUUUUUAUUUUCUUCAAGGAGAGAUACUUGAAAGGAAUAUGUUUGUCCAUCUGUUGGAUCCAAACAUUUCUAUAUUUUGUAAAUGUUUUUUUUUUUUUUUUAUCGUUUACUAUUUGCACUACAA
This is a messenger RNA of Diceros bicornis minor, 2445 nucleotides long. RefSeq names its product inhibin subunit beta A (gene INHBA). Gene Ontology annotation, molecular function: cytokine activity; growth factor activity; hormone activity. The transcript is spliced from 2 exons. Gene Ontology annotation, biological process: SMAD protein signal transduction; BMP signaling pathway. Lineage: Eukaryota; Metazoa; Chordata; Mammalia; Perissodactyla; Rhinocerotidae. The record is from RefSeq and is a predicted model, not a curated record. The coding region runs from base 189 to 1469 and encodes 426 amino acids. Gene Ontology annotation, cellular component: extracellular region.